Chelonoidis abingdonii (Abingdon island giant tortoise) is the source of this 7937-nucleotide messenger RNA. The record is from RefSeq and is a predicted model, not a curated record. NCBI's taxonomy places the organism in Eukaryota, Metazoa, Chordata, Testudines, Testudinidae.
UAAGGAAAAGUUUGAGAAAUUUGUGAUGUACCUGAUGAAAGCAUUAGACUUUGCAAUACAUGAUCCAAGAUAUUAUUUUUUGAUAUAUAAUGCCUCAGUCCUUUACUGGCAGGUUGUAAGGCCAUAUCUUAAGUCUGGGUUCCGCUACCUUCUUAUUCCGAGCCUAUCUCAGAUUGUAACAGCAUUAAAUCAAGCUGAAGAGGAAGACAAGCAAUGGCGAGCAGAACUCAUGAUAGAGCUACUUGAAUGUUUCUUGGAUGCUUCGAAAGUGAAAGAAGCAGUGGAUUUUUCAUCUACAGCAGCCGCAUUCAUUAAAAAUAAUGUUCCAGAUAAAUACCAACAUAUAUUUUCCCUAAUGGUGCAUCACAGACUAAUGAACACUUCCCAGAUAGAGGAAGAUAUACAAAGCUCUAUCAGUUUGUCAGUCAUUUAUAAAAUUCAAACAAUAAAAUCACAAUUGGAUACAAAUGAGUUUCCAAGAGAAGCCACCACAAGUCUGAAUACUGUGUUUGAACUUUUGAAACAGUAUGACGAGGAUUCUUCGAUUUCAGUUCUUGAUGAAAAAAUUCCUUUGCUUCUAGAAUUGGCUCGUCUUUCUUUGAAGUUAAACUGUAUCCAACUUGCGUUUGAUUGCAUACGUGAUUUGAAGAGAUCUGGGAUUAAAGAGCCAGGGAAACUGAUUGAAAUAGAAUGCCUGGAAUGUGAAUAUGAAGUCCAGAAACUUGGCACUAAAAUUGCAACCUAUACGAAAGGUGUUGUUGAGACUCAGCUGAAAGUGAUAAGAAGACUUGAACAAGUGUUGCAACAUGCAGUUCGACUGGGAGACCCCAAUGUUAUUCAAGUGGUUUGUGCUACGCAGUGGAAUCUUUGCCUGCCACUGCUACAACAUAAUUUGCAUCAACAUGUACGAAAACCAUUAAUAUCUGUUGCUGAUAUCUUAGAAAAGAUUGACAGCUUGUUGAUUUUGCUACGUUGCCAAGUUCAUAUGGAAAUUGCUCGUACUGAAGAAGAUGAAGAUAGAAUAGAGGCUGCCAUGGAACAUUUUCAGAAGGCUAUAUAUCUAGAUAACAAUGGGCAAUACCAGGAACAUCUGAAAAUGGCUUUUCAUCGUCUUCAUUUAUGCACUAUGUUGUACAAGUCACCUGAGCGCCUAGAGGAUGAAGCAAUUAUGAUGAUUGAACAGGCUAAAAAAGGAAAGCAGAAAGAUAGUGUGAGGAAAAAGCGGUCUCUUUUGGUCAAUGCAGGUCUUGCACUAGCUCCUGAUGCAUUUCAAAUAGUCCUUGACAGUGAAAAUGAAGCUAAAGUUUCCUCAGGUAAAAGCAGGAGUCAAAUAAGUUAUCUCUGUGCAAAAGCACAGCAUCAUACUAAGAGUGUGGAGAAAACUGAUGGACAUUUGAAACGAUUAGGACAUGGAAAUGACAAGGAGAGAAUAAGACUUUGGGCAGAUUUGGCAAAAGUUGCACGGAAACAAGGAGUAUGGGAUGUGUGCCGGGCAGCAUGCAGAUUCUGUCUCUUGUAUGAUGAUGCUCAGAUGAGGAAGGUACCAAAAGCUAAAAAAUUGCAAAAGAAGAAAGCUAGUACAAUUAUGAUGGAUGAUAAUCGAGGUGGCAACCUACAAAUGGAAUCAUCCUUGCCCAUUAAAUCAUUCUCUCUUGAAAGAGAUUUACUCAGAACAUUAGCAGAAAUAAGAUUCAUUAAUGCAGAGGCGACUAUUCAUUUGUUAAGAUUGGAGGGUGUUCAGCUGAAUGAUCAUGCUGUCCCACCUGAAGAUACAAGCCAGCAUCCCACAGGAUAUAUUUCCAAACUUCCUGAACAUGAUCCAGAUUGGAUAACAUACAGUAUCUGGGUAGACCACUUAUCCCAAUAUGCUAUGGAAAACUUUCUGCGGGCUGCGGAAAUGGGAGAAGAGUUGAAUGAAGCCUGGAUUGUUCACAAUACAUUGGUAUAUGUCUUAAAUCACAAUAAACAUCUUAUAGCUUCAGGAAGACAACGAGAGAUUGUUGAGUCCCUGCAGAGUCUUCUCAGUGCGAUCAAGAAUACUGGACACAGUGGAAAUACUGUUGUUUUGGUGAUGUUAUGUAAUGCUUUGGCUCGAGGCCUAAUUCUUUGUUGGAUUCCAAAAUCAGUUUUGAAAACUGAUGAGAAGAAAAAGAUAGACCCAGCAACAGACAAAAGUAAAAGGCCCUCAAUAAGGGGUCCUGAAAAAACAAACAUUGUCCAACCUUUGUCAGUGGAUCCAAAUGGACUCCCUGAUAUUAAAGCAGCCGUAGAGGUUUGUGAAUUUGCCCUGAAUUUGACAAAUGGAAACAUACCUAAUGAACUGGUACCUAUUGCUGUACGACAGCAGAUCAUUGCUACCUGGGUGAAAGCGAAACAGUUACUUCAGCAACAAAUUUGGCAUAAACUUGGAACUGAUGAUGAGAAUGGUGAGGGACAAAAUCCAAUCACAAAAGUUCUUGUUGCUUUGGAAAUGUAUUCAUGUAAUGGCUUGGGUCUCAUGGACUUUACUGUUCCCAGUUUGUCUCAGUUAGUGAAAAUGACUUUAGAAUGCAACUGGUCAGAUCCAUUAGUGGAAUUGCAGACACUGACACGACUUACAUAUUUUGCAUAUGCAUCACAUGACCAUGAAAUAGUGAUGACUUGUUCCCAAAGAACCGUGCAACUAGAUGAUGCAGUUUUGUAUGAUACAGAUGCGAAGAAAUAUGGCGUAGACGAUUACACAGUAAGACAAGAAAUGUUAAGCACUGCUGCUUGUAUACAGGGGAGGAGUAUAAUGGAAAAUUUGGCUGGAAAAAAACAUUUGCGCUUAGCAGCAUCGAAAGCCUUUGUUCAAAGUGCAAGAUAUGCAGGUGAAACAGGAAACUGUACCCUUGUAAUGCUGGCGGCUAGACACUUCUGGAAUACAUGUUUACCUUUUAUAGGUUCUCCUCUAGACAGAGAACAGCUUAAAGAGCCCACAGAAACAAUUCUCAAAAACAUCAUUAAAGCAGAAUCUAAAAUUAAGCAGGGAACAGAAAAUACAUUGCAGCUUCAUCAGUGGCCUACAAAGGAUUUUCAAAGUAGUGGAUCAUCAGAUGGUCAUUUUCUCCCAGGUACUGAAGAGGAUCUGACAUUAAGAACAUCCCUGUAUGGGUUGUUAUUCCACAUGUAUGCUGAUAAAAGUGAUUGGGAGACAGGGCUCAAAGUGUUAGAUGAAGCCAUUCAGGUUCUGCCUCGAACUAAACAUAGACUCCUGAUUUUCAAACAUAUGGUUAUAGUGAAGGCAAGACUUGGACGUAACUUUAUGAUGGACAUUCAGAAAUUCAAGGAUGAAAGUGAGGACUAUUUGUCACAUAUGUGGCAUCGUCUAGCACCAAUCUCCAAAGACGUUGUUGGGCAGUUAACCUGUUAUCAGAAUGCUAUUGAAGCUUUACAGACACAAGAAAGUGAGUGGCAGAAAGUUGAUUAUCUAAUGGAAUUUGCAGAAUGGUUAUACUGCAAUCAGUUUCCUCUUAAUGAUGCUAUUAAACAUCUGGACUGGGCAAUAGAUAUCUUGCUACAUUUGAAACUUGCCAAAGGACCUCUUGAGGAAGAAGAGAAAAACAUCAAACAAGAAAUACCAUCUCCAGCAAAGCUGAAGGUGGAUUUUGGGAUAAAUACAGCUCCCCAAAUUGCUAAUGAAGAUUUAAAAAACAUAAGGCAAUUGGAAACUUUGUUUAGAGCACAUACUUUAAUGGCUAUCUUUUCUGGCCAUAGUUCACCUUAUCAUCAACAGCACUGUUUGAUGGCUUAUGCUUACAUCAUUCGUAUCUGGCAGGUUUCAUUGUCUGCAGCUGGAUCUGUUAUAAAAGCAUUACUGAAAUCCUCACCAUCUACUGCUUCCCCGAAUGCACAGUCAGCCACACCUAAGAAAGAUAAAAGCAAAAAGGAUGCAAAACAAAACCCACAGUCAACCACCCUUAAAAAAGACCAAGGCCAAAAGGAUGCCAAACAGGAGAAACCUAAACGAAAAGGAGCAGUUGAAGCAUUGCCAGCGAGUGUGGAAGAAUGGGCUAGCUAUGACUGCCCUGAUGAAGUUAGAGAUGCUUUUAAACAGGAAACAAGCUGUUAUGUUAUUAACCGGGAUAAUAUUCUCGUACCUACUUACACUUUAUAUUUUAUGGACCUUUUGGCCGAGGAGCUGCAGAAAAUUUCUUGCAACCACUUUACUCUUCCCAUCUUUCAGCUGGCUGAGGUUAUUGCUCAUGAUGUUGUGGAAAGUAAAAGUCUGUCUGAUCUCUACCAUCUUCGAAUCUCCCUGGUAUGUUCAGAUAUAAAAUUGAAUCAGGCAUUCUCAUAUCAUGAGAAAGCAGUUGGAGAAGCAUACAUUAACGAAGUGGAACAGGCAAAGUAUAGACAAGCCAUUGCAUUAAAAAAUGGAAAAAAUAUGCAACCUAAGGAGGAGGAAAGAAAUGGAUUAUCUGAAUGUAACAAAUCACAUAAUAAUGGAUAUAAGAACUCACUUACUGCAAAGGAAAAGAUUUUGGAGUUAGAUGCAGUAACUGGAAAAGGGCUGAGUGGACUUUCUUUCCCUUACUUGUGGAUUGACAAAGCUGAAAUACUAAUUCAGCUGGGCUUAUAUCAACCAGCAAGGCUACUCCUUUCAAAGGCAUACAGUGCAACACAGGAAAUGAAUGACAUACAUGCGGUGUCGAGAUGCUUGUACCUCCUUGCUGUACUGGCUAACCUGGAAAAGAACCAUGGGCAAGCUAAGGCACUUCUUGAGAAGGCGCAACUGAUAGGAGGAAAUGAACAGUUUUGGUACAAUAGCACUCUGAGUCUCAUAUGGGCAAUUCUAGAGGAAGACAAGGAAGGAAAAGAGAGAGUGGCAUGCAAAAUUCUGCAAAAAACUGUAAAGGUGUUCAGAUCUACGUUAGAGGAGAGACCUAACAGAAAGUCUGAACUGGGUUUUAUAAUUGCAUCCCUUGAAGCCAGGAGAACACUUAUUCAAAUAAAAUAUGCCCAAAAUUUCAUGAAGGUUAAAGCUGAGUCCUCUCAGUUAUCAAGUAUGCUACAGGAACUAUAUGAUGAAUUAAUUCAAAUUGAGGAGGACUUUCUUCGUUAUGGAUAUAAAGAUCACAGUGCUGAGAUCCUGCUGGAACGUGCAAAUAUUCACAGAACAAUUGCAACACAUACAGAAGAUGAAGAAGAAAAACAUAGUCACUAUCUAGAUGCGUACAAGUUAGCUCAGAAAGCCGUAUAUGAAGAAGAAGAAGUGUUUAACAGUAUCUGGAGCUUGCUUCCAGUUCACGAGAUUAAAAAUAUUAGUAUUCCAUUAAUGAGACGGCUUGCUAAUAUGAAGCUAAGCUUUGUGGAAAUUAAUUUGGAUAUUCUUCAUCUUGUUAAUGUGGAAAAAAAGCUGAGAGAACUGAGAGAGGGAUCACUUAAUCAAGUUGUUGAAGAAUUUGUCAGGUUAACACCUGAUAGUGCUUCUGUGGAACAGGGAUGGAUAAACAUAGGACGGAUUGUUGGUCACAUUGCACUGGCUCAGUUAGCAAGUCUACAAAGUCUUCAUGCAGGAUGUGCUGAUAUCAAAGCCAAGUAUCUGUAUCUCACUGGGAAAACUCUGCGUUUACUUGCAGUUAAUGUGGACCCCUUAAAUUCAGAUAUUUACUGGAAUGAAAAUGUUAUGGAAGAAACUCCAUUGAACACCAUGAAGCCUCCCACAACCAAAGCAGAAUGCAGUGAACAUGAAAUGACAAGUAGCAGUUCUCCCAUUAGUAAAAAACAACAUGAUGAGCAAAGGAAGAAAGCAAAUGAAUUAAAGAGAAAACGGAUUUUGGCCCAAAGAUACCUCUCUCAGUCCAGUGAAAUUUUGCUUCAGUGCAUGAAUGUUGCAUUCAGUAACAACAUAAUUCAUAUUCUGGCUGCUGCUAGUCUUGAAAUCAUUGAAUGCAUUGGACAAUUUGAUCCAGUUGCAAGUAGCCAGUUUUUGGCCCUUCAUCAGAGCUGUUCAUCAUCUAUGAUGAUGAAGGAUAUCCUGCUAGCAGCCACUUCUAACACUAGCAGCUCUCAGCUGGCAGCACUAUUGCAUCUUCAGCAUCACUUAAAAGAAAAUGGGGACAUAACCAGUAAUCUUCUAAAAAAUGUGGAGCAGAGGCUAACUGCUACCUCAAAGGCAUGGAGAAAUCUCUGUGUUCUUGCACAACAUUUUAACAUCGUAAAUGAAUUUCCACCAAACUUCCAUAUACUCAUUCUCCAGCAUUCAGAUGACAGAUCAAUGUUGUAUAGUGCAAUGAUUGAUAAGCAAAAACUCAGUAGCGGACAACAGAAAGGAAAAUCAGGUCAGCCAAUGGUGCGGGCUAAAGUUUAUCGUUUUCCUGUGAAUCCUGAUACAAUCUUGAUUUUGUUGGAAAAAGUACAUCUUUAUAAACAGGAAAGGAUGAAUAAUCUCUUCAGACAGGAAGUACAAAAAAAAUUCCAUGUAGAGAAAAUUGACUUUCAACAAUGGCAAGAAACUACUCCCAAAAUAGAUAUGAAUCUAACAGAAAACAUAAAUGAAAAUGAGAAAAAAUUUACAUCAGAUUUCUCUGAUAUUUUAAAAGCCAUGGAAGACUAUCUGAAACCAGUUUUGCCAGUAUUUGAUUUUACUGAUUUUAGACAGCAGAGUCCAUCAAUUUCAACAGCAGAAUCAGGAAAAACAAAAACCAAAGAUAAGGAGACAAAACAUACUGGGUUACAAGGUGGACUUAUGGAUUUAGGUGAAUGUGUGAUAUUACUAGCAGACAAACUACUUAUGGAGUUACCUCUGGAAGCUCUAAGUACCUUUCAAGAAGAGGCAAUAAGUUCUGUAUCCAGAGACUUUUCUCUCCAAAUUCUCUACAAUCGAAUACAUGUAGAAGAACCAGAGAAUGAAGUAAAAAAAGACCCUAAAAGUCCAAAGGAGCCAAAACCAAAAGUGGAUCAGAAAAAGAAUGUUAAAAUGGUACCCAUUAAUCGUGUUCUACCUCCUAACUGCCUGUCUGUUGAUACACACAAUUUUAAAUAUGUUGUGGAUCCAUAUAAUGAAGCAAGAGAAGCAGAAGCAGUAAGUCCUUCCCACAAAAUAAAGGAAAUCCUAGAAAAAUACCAUGAGCAGUUUACACCACACUGGGAAGGAGUUAUUGGUAGCAUGCAUGUUCCAAGCCAAGCUGAAUGGGAGCAGCUACUGAAUAACUGCAGUGCAUUUCUGUUCUAUGGAAUGGAAAGAUUCUUGUCUCAUAUUUUACUUAACAGAUUCAUUGCUAUGAACAUCCCAGAAUGCCAAUUGAUGGUACUUUUAGAUCUGGUGCAGUCAAAUCAGAGUUUCCAACGACUGGCAAAGCUUGAUACACUCAAAAGUCGUCUACAAAUGUCUGUAGAGAGACCAACAGAGACAGCAAUCCUUCUAAGCCUUAUUGGUGUUCGUUCCAUUAUGGCCAACCAGUGGUAUACAACCCUGCAAGAGAAUGCAGAAAGGCUGGAAAUCUUGUCUGAAAAUUUGUUACAAACUGGAAAAACAACUGGGCAGACCAUUCGUGUUCUUCAAAAGUAUAAGAUUGGAGUGGAAAAGUCACCAACUAGAGUGGAAGAGAAUUCUAAGAAUUCUUCUAGUGAUGAAAUUGAAAGCCAAAUAAUUCCCAAUCAGUCAAACCUUCCUGCAAUUCAGCCAUCAUCUUUCAAUUGUAUAUUAUAUGGGCUACCCAACAUAAUUGUUAUGUGAACUCAUGUCAGGUUUCUAUCUGUAAAUAGGAACUCAUCUACAGUAUACAUGAUAUUGGCCUUACCUUGAAAGCUAGCAUUUAGUCAGUCAUCUUAAGGACUUUUUGUGUAGACUAAUAAGAAUUGAGUUUAAGAAUAUGCAAAGCGUGUUAGCUAAUUUAUUUUCUUUUAGAUUUGUGUACUGAUAUUAAAAUAGCGAAGAUAUUUGUCAGAGGUUUAUGUUAUUGAAAGUAUGUAUU